Malus domestica (apple) is the source of this 688-nucleotide messenger RNA. NCBI's taxonomy places the organism in Eukaryota, Viridiplantae, Streptophyta, Magnoliopsida, Rosales, Rosaceae. The record is from RefSeq and is a predicted model, not a curated record.
AUGAAGCGUUUAUCUAGCAAAUUUGCUGCACCAUAUAAAUCCUUGGAUCUCUUCUCCAACAGCAACACAGCUGAUAUAGUUAACCUGUUUUCUGAUACUGAUAUGGCACAAACAUGGCAACUUGCGGUGCAACCGGAUUUGCGCAUAUUCCACCCACCCCCUCUCCCGAACUUUCCCAAUAUCCCAGGCCUACUGCCACCUGGGAUCCCAGGCCUAUUUCCACCCAGAACUCCUGGAGUAUUUCCGCCGGGGAUCCCAGGCAUAUUUCCGCCCGGGAUUCCAGGGCUACGGCCGCCAGUGGACCCGACUGAGAUAGCAAAGUGUCGGUCUUCACUUCAGAGCAUUCCAGGGUGUGCACAAGAAAUUAUUACCACAAUCUUUACCAGUAAAUUUUCACUAGGCCCUGCUUGUUGCAAGGCCUUCGUCGAGGUUGACGAGAAAUGCUUGCUGAAGUUGUUCCCGUUGUUUCCUUCCAUCUCCGCGUUGCUUAAGAACAACUGUGCUCAAGUGAAUGCUGCUCCUCCUAAUGCAUCUGGUUCAAAUUAGUAGGCAGUUGAUCUUGUUUUCAAUUAGUCAGAGACAUGCAGGGUUUAGGCCUUUUGGUUUUUACCUUGGGUGCCAUUUUCCUUGGGUUUUGGAGACUUGGAUCUCACUAAAGUAAGACAAUAACAGCUUAUGAUCUCAUUAA